This is a messenger RNA of Salmo salar (Atlantic salmon), 4931 nucleotides long. The record is from RefSeq and is a predicted model, not a curated record. Lineage: Eukaryota; Metazoa; Chordata; Actinopteri; Salmoniformes; Salmonidae.
AGUGACAUGCUGAUUGGGACUGGACCAUGCAGAGCCAGAAGACCCCAGGGUCUGAUCAAACUCAUGGCCCUUACCCUCUGGCAGUAGCCCCCCCUGGUGGUUGGAGGGGGAUGGAGCGUGGUGGAGGGGAGAGCCCCCGCAUGCAGGACAGUCCUGAGCGGGAGCGGCGGGGGGGCAGCCCGGACCUCAGUGGACCCCCGCCAGGGAAGAUGGGGCGUUUGGAGCUCAACGGGAGCCCCACUGGGCCACGCCUCCUACGCCACAACGGCCACCCACACAGACCUCUGGGAGGUCUGAUGAUCCCAGUGUUCUGUGUGGUCGAGCAGGCAGGGCCUGACGGAGGGAUGCAGCGUGAACGAGAGCGUGAGGAGGUGGAGAGGAAGGAGGGACACAGAGAGGAGCAUGCUGAGUUUGUCCUGGUCAGGAAGGAUAUCCUCUUCAACCAGCUGGUGGAGACUGCCCUGCUGGCCCUGGGGUACUCCCACAGCUCAGCAGCUCAGGCCCAUGGCAUCAUCAAGGUGGGUCGUUGGAACCCUCUGCCCAUCCACUUCCUAUCAGAUGCCCCUGAAGCCACAGUGGCUGAUAUGUUGCUGGACGUCUAUCACAUGGUCACCCUCCGCAUUCAGCUACAGAGCUUUGCCAAGCUGGAGGACCUUCCGUCAGAGCAGUGGAACCACGCUACGGUGAGGAACGCCCUCAAGGAGCUUCUCAAGGAGAUGAACCAAAGCACACUGGCCAAGGAGUGCCCCCUCUCACAGAGUAUGAUUUCCUCAAUAGUAAACAGCUCCUACUAUGCCAAUGUCUCCACUGCCAAAUGCCAGGAAUUUGGACGCUGGUACAAGAAGUACAAGAAAAUCAAAGGAGAUUAUCUGGAGAAGAUGUGGCCAGGAAGAGAUAAUUCAGAAAUCAAAGUGGAGAGAGACAGCCUGGCAGACUUCUGUGUCAUGGGCCAACGUCCCCCUCCCCACCUGGCCAGCCUGGCCCAGCUCAGCCACCUUGGAGGGGGUGGAGGUACCCUCCUCAAGGGUGGAUCUGGAGACCCCCACAACCCCUCCCAACCCCCCCAACAACAACCCCAACAACAACACCCCCCCUCGCCCCACGGCCAGCUCCACCACAGCCCCCCUCUGCGUGGCCAGGUCCCCCCUCCCGGCCCUCCAGCCUCCCUUCAGCCUCUCCUCGGCCCAGGCGGGCUUCUCUCCCCCCAGCUUAGCCCUCAGCUUGUCCGACAGCAGCUAGCCAUGGCUCACCUCAUUAACCAGCAGCUCGCUGUUAACCGCCUGCUAGCCCACCAGCACCCACAGGCCCUCAAUCAGCAGUUCCUCAACCACCCUCCCAUCCCUCGGCCCUCCAAGGCAGGGGGCCCUGGGGACCUCGGGAACAACCCGUCUGCUGCGGAAGUCUCCACUGAUAUCUACCAGCACGUCAGGGACGAACUGAAGAGAGCCAGCGUCUCACAGGCUGUGUUCGCUCGCGUGGCCUUCAACAGAACACAGGACGUAUUUAGACCGACCAUCACUAACCAUGUCCCAUGCCACCUCAUGCAGAAGGUGUGGGAGAGAGGUAUGGACGAACAGCUAACUCCUGAUGCCUGGGCUUCUAUCUGGAAGAAUAAGACUAAAAUCUCCAACUCGCCCAAGCCGCCAUGCCUCAACCCAGACCUGCCACUGAAGCUGGAGUCUCUGGUCAACAUCACGUCAGGUAUCUAUGAUGAGAUCCAGCAGGAGAUGAAGAGGGCCAAGGUGUCUCAGGCACUGUUCGCCAAGGUGGCUGCCAACAAGAGCCAGGGCUGGCUAUGUGAGUUGCUGCGGUGGAAGGAGAACCCUAGCCCAGAGAACCGUACUCUGUGGGAGAACCUGUGUACCAUCCGGAGGUUCCUGACUCUGCUCCAGACAGACAGAGACCUGGUGUAUGAAGAGGAGUCCAGGCACCACCACAGUGAGAGGCUGCAUACUGUACUACACCUGCCCCAAGAACCACAGCUGUACCUGCUUUCUCACCAGACACUGCACAGACAACCCCCACAACCCCUGAAGGACCACUCCCCGAUGCGCGAGGACCCCAUGCCCCAGGGUAACGAUGAAGAGUCCCAGAAUGUUGAAAGAGUCAGUUCAGGAGUCGGUGGUGGCGUGGUCAUUAAGAAGCCUCGGUCGCGCACUAAGAUCUCUCUAGAAGCCCUGGGCAUCCUGCAGAGCUUCAUCCAGGAUGUGGGUCUUUACCCAGACCAAGAGUCCAUCCACACUCUGUCAGCCCAACUAGACCUGCCCAAGCACACCAUCAUCAAGUUUUUCCAGAACCAGCGCUACCACGUCAAGCAUCACGGCCGGCUGAAGGAGCUGGGGGAGGGGGCCGGUGGUGUGGAUGUCAGCGAAUACAGAGACGAGGAGCUCCUCUCCAGCUCAGAGGACCCUGAGUCCAGCGAAGACGGUCAUGAGGAGAUGUACCCCACUACAGAGAGGGAAAGAAGGGGAAGCAACCCAGCAGGGUCAGCCCCUGCCCUGGCACCAGCCCAGCCUUCAGGGACCAGCAUGGGGGCCAUGGAGGAGGGCAAGGACAAGGGGCAUUCUCAUGGUCUGAGUGGGGGCCGAGCCAGCUCCCUGCCCCCUGGUAGCUCCUCAUCCAGCCCCAGAGAGCAGGCUGACUUCCAGAGAUAGAGACCCAGAGAUGAGAGGAGAUGCAGAAAGAGAGAGAGAGCGAGACCCAGACAGACAGACAGACAGACAGACAGACAGACAGACAGACAGACAGACAGACAGACAGACAGACAGACAGACAGACAGACAGACAGACAGACAGACAGACAGACAGACAGACAGACAGACAGACAGACAGACAGACAGACAGACAGACAGACAGACAGACAGACAGACAGACAGACAGAAGAGAAGAGAACGGGAACUAAAGACUGGUAGAAGGGAAGAAGGGCAUCGAUGAGACAAUGACACACUAAUACAUGCACACACACAAACACACACACACACACACAGAAAUACACAGAAAUACACAGAAAUACAGACGUAUGGGGUCCAAAGGAGGCUUCAUCAAAGAGUGAUUUAAGUGAAAAUACAAUAUGUUACCUCAGCAACAUGAAGCAGGGAAAUGCCAUGAAACAGCUGUCAUGUGUUACAGUUAGAAUAGCCUGUUCAGUAAUGUUGAGCCACUAGACAGAGAGAAAAACAAACAUACACACACAUCUCACCCCUGGCCACAACAGGAACUUGCCACAUCAACACCACUUUUGAAUUGAGCCAAUUCCAAAACUCAGCUUCACCCAAGAGGGCGGGCUCUCAUCUGCUCUGUCCAAUGACUGCUCUCUCUAAUGUCUCAACCACACCCACAUAGAGAACACUUGUCCUUAUUUCGAUGUUGGGUCUUGGGUCAGGCCCCUAACUGACACUCAUAUACUGAAUACUGGGGGCCUGCUCAGACCUCUACUAUCCCAUGGUCCCUUGGCUCCAUAUGCAGACUCCAGAUCUACAGCUCAUCACUAGCUGGCUAAGGAGUUUUUAGGACGGCUGUGGCUUUCCAUCACCUCCUCACCCUCUCCACCCCUCCAUGACAGGACUCCUCUAGUCUUUGGUCUUUGACAAUGGUGGCAGUUUGUGUGGGUGGGUGGCUGCAUGGCAGGUGGGUUUUGGGUGGAGGUAAGAACAGUGGUAUGGGAGAAUUCACCAAUGAUAAACAAAUAUGGUUUGUCAAAGUCCACAAUUGAGCUUUAUGGUCUUUUUAAAGUUGGAAUCGCCACUCCCAACCCACUCCUGUCGCCAGCCCUCAAUGGAGCAACCACACCCUACCUAACUCCCUACCCCCUACAUCAAAUAUGGAUUAUUCUCAUCUCUCCAGCACUUAUCCCACACUAACAAAGUUUUUAUGUCCACCACACUCUCUCCCUAUCUCCCGCCAGUCAUGCCUCAGCCCAGUCUCUCCCUCUUUACUCCUUUGUGGGUACUGUGGUUUACAAGGACACUAGUAGGUAAACCUAUCGUGGUUUAUGCGGACAUAAGAGAGACAGAGGACAGCCUUGUGAGGACAUGAAGACCCAGCGGUGUAAAAGGACACUCAGGGCUACAGUUACUCUGGACUGUACCCCUGCCUACCCACCCUCGACCUAUGUGGAGAGAAACAGGGAGGGACACAACAGAGCGGAGAUUCAGCAACCAAACAAUCAGUCACUUUAUGUGCGGUAGCCCACCACUUCACUCUUCCUCUCCCUUUCCCCAUCCCUCGUUCCUUCCCUCUUUCUCUUUCUCUAUAAUUGGUGCCUACAGUGUGCCGUUCCACCACACCUACCCGCACUUAACUCCUCCACCCUAUUUAUUGCUAUCUUUAUCCAUGAUUAUUAUUAUCAUUAUUGUUAUUAUUGUUGUUAUUACAGUUGUUAUUGCUGUCAUCGCUGUUUAUUUUCGGUUCUAUUUUCAUGGCUUUAAUAUUGGCUUUCCGAGCACCGUGGUUGUUUUGGUAACGAGAGACGUUUUUGAGACAUGAGAAACACACACUGCCAAAAAAGAAAAUGUCCUGUUAUGUAAACUUCGAUUAAUUUUUCCAAAGAAAGAAAGACUUUGGCAGAAACGGGAGUCAAAUCCAAAAGUGAAUCGAAACAACGAAUAAACUGUGCUGCAGAUGGUGACAAUCUAACUUCUUUGAGCUGUUGGAAAACAUGGCAGGCUUGUUUGUUAAACCCAUAUCUGAAAGUGGGUACUUGUGUCAAAGUAUGCAUCCCAAAAGGCACCCUAUUCCCAAUGUACAUGAACUACACUACUUUUGACCAGACUCUGGAAAAACAUAGUGCACUAUAUGGAGAAUAGGGUGCCUUGUGGGACACAGUCAAAGUUACAGAGGAACCAUGAUGUAUCUGGCUGUCUAGGCAGCUGCUACUAAGAUGACAUGCCUUGUACUCUUAACAAUCAUCAAUACAUUGUGUUUUAUCUCUA